ACUACCCGCGAGCCGGCGCGGGCAACACCUGUUCCACGCCAGCCAGGGCGGCACACGAGCUCCCGGACGCGGCUCUUCUCUGCUCGCUGCUCUCCACUCAUUCUGAGCCAAUGGACAUCCGCAGAUCCGCUGGAGCGUUCUGGAUAUCAGCUUCGGACGCCUGAAGUUUUUUUUUUCUUCCUCCUUUUUUGUUUUUUAAAAUUAUUAUUUUUGGAGGGAGAAACCGGGUGGGGAGAUUUGGCUUCGCCAAGAACGUGAGAUUUCCGCCCCCCCCUCCCUUCCUCCUCUUGAAGGAUUCAUGCUGAUGUCUGCAGAGUCUGAUAGAGAGUAAAAACAGCGCAUGUCUUCCUGGAUCAGUAAAUUCUGACGUAGCCCGUGCAUCUUAAAAAUCCCUAUAAUAACGCCUAGGUAUUUAAGUUGCUAUGGUCAUUCUGAUCUCAAAGCAAAUGGAGACACUACGGAUUUUUUUCCUCAUGACGAUUGGAUGGGGUGAAGACCUUCGUGCCUGCUGAGAGCUGGGAAGCGAUCUAUCGAGAUCCAUAGAUAUGUUUAUAAAUAUGUCAGUGUGUGAGUAUAAAGUGGUGGUUUCUUAGACUAUCAGUGGUUUGACCUUGAACCGGCGUCAGUGAAAACAGCAUAUUACUUUUAUUUAUGCAUUUAAUGGAUUGAAGAAAAGAACCCUUUCCCCCCCCUCCUCACCUCUCUCUCUCUCUGCAACCGCAGUACAGGGAGGGGAGUUGGAUAUAUACCUCGCCAAUAUCUCCUGGGUUUGACACCAUCAUUAUUGUUUAUUCUUGUGCUCCGGAGCCCAGUCUCCCGAUGGCUCCCCUAGGCGAAGUUGGGAACUACUUCGGUGUGCAGGAUGCGGUACCGUUUGGGAAUGUGCCCGUGUUGCCGGCGGACAGCCCGGUUUUGUUAAGUGACCACCUGGGUCAGUCUGAAGCCGGGGGGCUCCCCCGGGGACCCGCAGUCACGGACUUGGAUCAUUUAAAAGGGAUUCUCAGGCGGAGGCAGCUGUACUGCAGAACUGGAUUUCACUUAGAAAUCUUCCCCAACGGUACUAUCCAGGGAACCCGGAAAGACCACAGCCGCUUCGGCAUUCUGGAAUUUAUCAGUAUAGCGGUGGGCCUGGUCAGCAUUCGCGGCGUCGACAGUGGACUCUACCUCGGAAUGAACGAGAAGGGGGAGCUGUAUGGAUCAGAGAAACUAAGCCAGGAGUGUGUGUUCAGAGAACAGUUUGAAGAGAACUGGUACAAUACGUACUCAUCCAAUCUCUAUAAGCACGUGGACACUGGGAGACGCUACUACGUCGCAUUAAACAAAGACGGAACUCCACGGGAAGGGACGAGGACUAAGCGGCAUCAAAAAUUUACACACUUUUUACCGAGACCAGUGGACCCGGACAAAGUUCCUGAACUCUAUAAGGAUAUUCUAAGCCAAAGUUGACAAAGACAAUUUCUUCACUUGAGCCCUUAAAAAAAAAAAAAAAAAAGAAAAAAAAGCAACCACUAUAAAGGUUUCACGCGGUGGGUUCUUAUUGAUUAGCUGUGUCAUCACAUCAGCUCCACUGUUGCCAAACUGUGUCGCAUGCAUAAUGUAUGAUGGGAGCUUGGAUGGAACAUGCUGAUUUCGUUCUGCACUUAAAGGCCGGUCCAUCUGGAGGAU
Messenger RNA from Echinops telfairi (small Madagascar hedgehog), 1665 nucleotides. It is a transcript of the gene FGF9, whose product is annotated as fibroblast growth factor 9. NCBI's taxonomy places the organism in Eukaryota, Metazoa, Chordata, Mammalia, Afrosoricida, Tenrecidae. Gene Ontology annotation, cellular component: cytoplasm. Gene Ontology annotation, biological process: positive regulation of epithelial cell proliferation; fibroblast growth factor receptor signaling pathway; lung development. The transcript has 3 exons. The record is from RefSeq and is a predicted model, not a curated record. Gene Ontology annotation, molecular function: fibroblast growth factor receptor binding; growth factor activity. Bases 820 to 1446 code for a protein of 208 amino acids.